CAGUGUUAUCACUUCCACUGUCCCAAAUUUGAUUUGUCCUUAUCCACAACAAAAGUGAUACUUAAUGGUCUGAUUCAGGCAGAUGACUUGUUGAAUCCGUGACCUGUUUUGCUCAUUUGGUUUAAUUGGUCUUCUGAGAGUGCCUGUAGCCAGAUAUAUCGCUAAGAUAAACAUCUUCCAAUUUUGUCCUUACAGAAAAAUGAUGGACCUGUUUUGAAGAUCAAAGCUCACAUGCACAAAUACACGUAAAAGCUACUAAGUGGAUAUUUGCAAACAAUUAAAAAAAUCAGCAGAGAAAAAUGAAUGCCUAAUCAAGUUGACUUCUCUAAUGAGCUUGAUCGGUAUACGUAAAGAUGACACGAACUAAACAUUUUAAAUUAAGACAUAAAUUAUUACUAUUCUUGUUUAGAGCCGUGGAGUUGAAUAUGCAUGGUAACAUACUAACAUGUCGACGAUAUAUACGAGCAAAAAUAUAUACCAGGUGUUGAAUUUUAAUUAGAAUAUGUAAAUGCUAUAUGGUCAAACUUGUUAAAGAGGCAAAGGUGAAAUAUAUGUUAUCUUAAUUAAUUUUCUACUUUAGUAAAAAGGCAUAUGGUAGUUCCUUAAUUUGGAUUCCAAAAAAUAGUUAACGUAAUAGCUUUAACUAUGAGUUUGACUAUUUUGUUGUAUAUAUAUUACCAUGUUCCAAUCCCAUCACAAAGGAAACGUUCUUGUCUUCUUCUCCAAUGGCACAGCAUAAGAGUUUCUCUUCCUCUUCAGUCUCAAACCGUCCCAUCUCUCUCCUAAAUGGUCUCCUUCUCCUGGUCUCUCUCCUCCUACUCCUCGGUGUGUUCUUACCCUGGGCAGGAUCUCCCUUAUUCCCGUUUCCAAACGUAAGCUCUUCUUCUUCUUCUUUGCCUUCUAACUGGCGCGACUAUUCCCUCUCUCAAGCGGCUGAGUUUGUCGCUAAGGACGGGACUGUGAUCAUCUGCGCCGUUAGCUAUCCCUUCUUGCCUUUCCUCAACAACUGGUUGAUUAGCGUUUCUAGACAGAAGCAUCAACACAAAGUCCUCGUGAUCGCUGAGGAUUACGCUACUCUCUACAAGGUUAACAAGAAGUGGCCUGGUCACGCCGUUCUCAUUCCUCCAGUUCUCGAUUCUCAGACCGCACAUAAGUUCGGUUCCCCGGGUUUCUUCAACUUCACUUCACGGAGGCCGCAACAUCUCUUGCAACUAUUGGAGCUAGGUUACAAUGUUAUGUACAACGAUGUUGAUAUGGUCUGGUUGCAAGAUCCAUUUCAGUAUUUAGAAGGAAGCCACGAUGCAUACUUCACUGAUGACAGGACCACAAUCAAACCUUUGAAUCACUCUCAUGCUUUGCCAACUCCGGAUCGGAACGGAGUGACUUAUAUAUGUAGCUGCAUGAUUUUCUUGCGUCCCACGAAUGGCGCAAAGCUUCUAAUGAAGCAAUGGAUCAAAGAACUUCAAUCUGGGUCUAAAGCUUAUGAAGGAAAUGAUCAGCCUGCUUUUAACUGGGCACUUAACAAAACAGCUCAUCAGGUAGAUCUCUACUUGCUUUCUCAGGCAGCUUUCCCAACAGGAGGAUUGUACUUCAAGAACGAGACAUGGGUUGAAGAGACAAAGGGGAAACAUGUCAUAGUCCACAACAACUACAUUAUCGGUUACGACAAUAAGAUGAAACGCUUCCAAGACUUUGGUCUAUGGCUAGUCGAUGAUCAUGCUCUUGAGUCCCCACUGGGAAAAUUAGAUUAAAUAAGAACAUGGCUUGUUAUGUGUGAAUGUUAGUUAUAUGGCUAUUCAAAAACAUAGGUAAAUAAUGAGACUCGAGAUGUAUGUCUCCACAUUACUAGAAUAGUGUAAUAGGUCUCUCUAGAGACAUAAGAUCAGUGUUCCCUUGUAUCUAUCAUCUACCUCUUUAGUCUUCACCGACUCUUGCUUCCUGAUUAUGAUGUAUAUUGAUUCGUUACAACAAGUUAAAACUAUACCAGAAACAUCACACAGAAAAAAAAAAAGAUUCACAAUCAAUAUAAAACGUAUUAUUUGGUAAUUUUCAUACUAAUGAAUAGAAUUGAUGUGAAAUAGAUCCGUAAGAGCAUAAAAAGAAACGUGUACCCUUUUGUUUUCCUCACUAAUUACGUGAAGUCUUUUAAGACGUAAAUUGAAAUGCUAACUUUUCAUACUCACAAUAUAUACAAAGUAGAAUAUGUACAUAUCUUUAGAAUAAGGUCAUUUCCAUUGUCAUGUAUUUGGGAAAAAUGAAAUGGAAAUAUAUAUAGCUUAGACAGCCGGUCAAAGAGGUUUACAGGGAGUCCGCCUUACCUUAGUUAUAGUCAUCUAUAAAGUCCAACAACGUAAAUUAGGAACAGGUACGAUCUGGCUCAAUGAAUGUCUUGUGCUACACCAACCUUAGACAAACAAAGAAAAGGAUAAUUCUAUCUGAGGAGGGUGCGAGACAUGUUGUUGGACCUUGAGAUACUGUGAGCAUGAUGUUGCGAAUGAUGGUGAUGGAGUGAGUUCCGAAAUUCAAUGAACACUUGGUAGGAGCUACACUGUUCCUGAUGGCCUUGACUAAGAUGAAUGAUCUCAUGGGAGGUAAAGCUGUUGUAUACUUGUAUGCGUAAUUUCAUUAUUGAUAAUUACAUAACUCUCUUACAGAUAUGUUUUUUUUUAAGACUCUAAUGAACAUUUUGUUUUUUUUUUUCAGAGAAAACAGAGCCAAACUAAUGCCCCAGAGACUUGUACCUUAGGUAUAGAGUAGAACUUCGUAACCCGUAGUGUAAUAAAAAAAAUGGAAGAUUGUUCUUCAUCAAGGCAAAUACUUAUAGCCAUUUGUCUGAGAAGAAACUUAUGAAUCUUUCUAGUACAAGUCUUUGGAAGCUCCUCCUGAAUCAUUCUUUCAAGGAUUGUAAAGUUCAUGAGCAGUUAAUUUGUCUGAUCAUGCAGGAGGACUUUCUCAUGAAUUUCAAAGCCAUAUCAUAUCGAGAAAGGUAGUGAUUUUAGAUCUCCAAUUUCUAAUCUAUGCAAUAAUGAUUUCAGUGGCCAGCCUAGAUAAGUACCAGCCAAGAAGUGCCUUUGGAGGUUAGAAGAUUUGAACAUACUACCUUCAUAGUAGAAUAUGCAUUGAUAAAAGGUUUGAUAUGGUUGAAGAAGACCAGCAAACACAAGUUUCUCAUGUUUUCUUUCCCGAAUGGAUGAAUGAAUGGCUGUGCCAAUGGCACGAGAGAGGCUUUCAGCAAAGCAAAGACUUUUUGAGUAGUGAUGAAGAGCAAUGGAAAUCGUUGGUCCAGUUGAGGUGAGUGAUAAGAUAUUCUGCCACUAACUGUCAGUUUUUACUUGCACAUUGCUUGCGGAGUUUCAUGUAUGUAUAGGACUCUUACGUUAAUGAGUAUGAUUGUGCAGGAAAUCUGCAGCUGUUCAUGCAUAUGCUAAGGAUAAUUUUUAUAAGUUAAUCGUUUUAUAAUUUAUAUGUAUACAAAAUAAACAAGAGAAUUUUUUAUAAACAAUAUGACUGGGUUGGUUAUUUAUUGGGUAUAUUGCAUUAUAUUUAUUUUUAUUAGUUGCAUUUAUUUUGCUAAUUUAUCUUGGAUUUCCGAUAUAUUUUCUUAAUAUUUGUAUAAAUUGAUAUGUUUUUUUCUGAAAAAAAUAAAUAGGAAAGUGUUGUCAGUUCAACAUUACAUAAAUGAACAUACAUGAUGAUUUAAAAAGUUCAUGCAUAUAUAAGAAUAUUUACAAAAACUACUUUGUAAUACUUUAUUAGUAUAUUUUUCACAAGUUCUUUAGUUUCUAGCCGUUUGUAAUUUGUAUGCAUAAAUAUUAAUUAGAUUACUACUCUAAAUGAUAUUUUGAUAAAUUAAAUAAACCUCUCUUUUUAAUAUAAAAUUUGGAUAGAUUAAGUUACUCCUUAUUUGAUAUAUUGAAUUGCAUAUAUUUUUAUCAAAUGAAUGGCAACCAUUUUUUAGUUCUAAUUAUGCUAAAAACCAAAUAUUUUUUUUUAUUUCAAUAAGUUUGGCUAAUAUUUUUAGAUUUUAAUAUAUAUAUAUAUAUUAAGUUUUAUAUAAUUAGUAUUUUAAUAUUUAUUUUUGAAAAAACUAAGUAAUGACGGGUAUAAUAUUGCAUAAACUAAAAUAUGACCGUUAAUCAUUUUAAAAAUCAUGCACAGAAAUAAUAUUUUAAAUAACUAAAUUAUAAGAUUUAGUUAAUUUAUUUUUCAUUUGAUUAUAAAUUCCAAGUCUUAUAUAAUAUUUAGUUAUUUAAAAUUUUCUAACUAAGACAUACUUAUUUUCUGAAUUUAUCAUGUUAGAUCAUCAGUUUAUUCUAUUAAAAUAUCUGUAUGUUUUCUUAAUCAUUUGAUCAAAAUUAUAUUCAUAGUAAAAUAAUAUUAUUUAUCUUUUGAAAAGAAAUAUCUAUUUUUUUGAAACUAUGUUUUCACAUGUGUGUAUUUUCAGGCUUAUAGAUAUUUCCUUUUUCAGUGUGCUUUUUAUUAUAUAGAUUAAAUUAAAUUUGUAUAUAUGUAAAUUAAUAUCUUUAUAGAUAUUUCCUUUUAUCAUUUAUGUGGUUUUGUAAAAUAAAAGUAAAUUAAAAAUUAAUUGAGCUAAAGGAAACAAAAUAAUUAUAAUAAGGACAAUUAUGUAUGAUGUUUAUAAAUAACUUUGUAAAUGACUAUUAUAAGAAUUAACGUGAAUACGAUACGUAAGAAAUUGAUUUCCCAAUUAAUAUUAUCGAGAACUUGGGUCACUAGCAAAGUAAAUAAUAUUAUAGUAACUAUUAUUAACCUUGGGUAACUAAACAAGGUCGCCGGUAUUUGUCUCCUUUUCUUAAUAUAUAAAAUAUUAAUAUAUUUGUCGUUCUAUUUUUUUUUUGUUUUAAACCACAAGUAUCUAUCAUAUCUUAAUAGUUAAAUAUUAUGAUUAAUAUAUAUUAUAUCAAAUAUUUUUUAUAUCUAAAUUUGAUUUAAUUAAGAGGUUCUAGAAUGGAUUUUAUAUGUAUAUCUUUGUUUAAGUGAUCUUAUAUGUAUAUAUUUUUGUUUCUUAUACAUAAAGUACAAAAAUGAAAAAAUAAGUAAUUUUUUAGUAAAAAUUUAGUAAAACUUUAGUAAAUUUUUAGUAAAACUUUAGAACUUUAUAGUAAAACUUUAGUAAAUUUUAUUCAAUAGAUUUCAUUACUAAUAUAUAGAUCUAUUACUUUGAAUAAGAUAAUUUAUUCUGUAAAAAAUAAUAUUGUCCUACUUAAAACAAGUAAACAAUCAUUUAAUUGUUGUCAAUUGUUAUUAUUUUUAUGAAUUACUGUUUGAUAAACUUUUUAGUUAUAUAUAUGAGAAGCAAAUUUUUAAAAACUUGCUUACAUAUUAUCAUCACAUUCAUUUCGUUAUGCGCUGUCUGACUGGCUCUAUCUGAUCGGUUCCUUUUCCAAGCCGAAACAAAUAGAUGCCUACUCCAAUCAGAAUACCAAGAGACAGAGCCCCAAAACCACCAGAAAGUACCCAAGCGAGUGUAUGAUUAUCUCUCGGAAACUCUGGAUUUCCUUCAGUAUAUGGAAUAAGUGUCUUGAAAUGAGGAACUCUCCCAUGUAGGUGAUUGUGAGAAAGAUACAGACUCCUAAUCAGUUUCACCCUGGUGAGCUCAUAGGGAAUGUGGUACCAGUAAGAAAGUUACGGAAAAGAUCCAGCGCAUACAAUGAAGUAAGAUCUGCAAACCGUUUGGAGAUACUACCCAUCAAAUUCAUGGAUGUGAGUACGAUAUAAUCGAUUUGACCUUCCACUCCCUUUCCAACUCUGAGAAAGUAACGGGUUGUAGCCAAAAUCUCCCAUAACCGAAAGCAGAGCAUCAACUCUGCUAUCAGUACUGCUCCCUGGGCUAGAAUGGGCCUUAACCACAGCCAGAAAGCCGAAUCACGCAUCAAUACACACCAGUCUCCUCAACUGUAAUCCUGCAAAUUAAACAGAAUCCAAUAUCAGCUUUCAUUUGGUUCCUCUAUCUAUAACAUCUAUAGAAUUUCCUCGGUAAAUAGGAGAUAUUGAUGGUGGAACUACAAAGGUAGCUAUCAAGAGAGCUAACCAUAUGUCUGAGCAAGGUGUACAUGAGUUUCAGAGAGAGAUUAAGAUGCUUUUGAAGUUAAGACAUUGUCACCUUGUGUCUUUGAUUGGAUAUUUUUUUCAUCGACAAAUAUUAGUCGUAAAUCAUCUUUGUUAUACGCUUAUUUUCUUGUAGUGUUAAAACAAAACUUUAUUCCAUAAAAGUAAACACUAUGCAUAUGAAUUAAGGGUUUAUAGCAUUAUUAUAUCUAAGUGAUAUAAUAAAAUUAGUCACAACAAUUUACUGGAUUGUGCACAUAAGUUAGAAUGCCAUAUAAUAUUUAAGUAUAUCUUUUAAGAAAAAUAGAUUGUAUAAAAAUUCAUUAUACUCCCUCCGUUUCUUAAAAAGUGUCACUUUGACAUUUUCACAUAUAUUAAGAAAUUGAAUAAAAUGUAUUUAAAUUGUUAUUAAUUACACAUGUUUGACCAAUAGUAUUUGAGAUAAAUAAAUUUAUUUAUAAAAUUAAUGCAGUUUGUAAUUAAUUUUUAGUUAAAAGUAAAUAUAAUUUGCAUUGGAAUUCUAAAGUAAUACUUUUUGUGUAACAAGAAAGAAAACGUUUGAAUGACACUUAUUAUAAAAUAGAGAGAGUAUAAUUUUAGUAACUUAAGUUUUCAUACUCUAGUAUAAGUAAAAUCUCAAUAACUCAAUCAAAUGUUAACCCAUUUAAUAUAUUAAGAUUUUUCACCAAAUUUAAAUAUAUAUCGCUAUUUACAGAUUUUAGAUAAAUCAUAACAACACCUUGUCUCCAACUCUAUUCAUCUUCCUAACCACGCGUCUGUGGUCGGGUGGUCAAGGCGUUCUGUGGAUCCUCAAGGGAUCCGAGUUCGAAUCCGCACCAUAGCAGAUUUUCACGCGUGUGGCCGGUCACCGGAGCUUUCACAUUCUCUCUCUGGGGAAUAGUUUACCAUUUUUUUUAUUUAUCUUCCUGGUGCAACAAUGGAAAAGCAAAAGCUUUUCUCUUCGGCCUCCGAAGCUUGAAUACACGGAACACAAACGCAAUCCAAUACUGAAUAAUACGAUCUCCAAUUCCAAAGCAACAAGAAAUCCAAAUACAAAGUUCUUCGAUAAACUAAGAAUCACUACGCUCUCAUGAAGAACAUAGAAGAAGGCUAUUAGGGACAAAUAUUCCACAUUAGUAGCUAGAAAGAAUCAUAAAUAAUAUAUAAGAUUGAUGGGUCAAUCCACUUAUUAUCAAUUAGUUUUAGGUUAGAAGCCCAUCUAACUUAACAUGGUAUCAGAGCCAGAUCCAAACAAUUCAACCCGAUUUAUUAUCGAUUCAGUCUAAAGUCGACCCAUCGAUUAUUGCCCAAACAUUCUGAAAUUGAUGCUCAAAGAGCCAUCAUUUCGAUGGUGCGUAUUAAAGAGAAAGGUCUCGCACUUCUACAAAUCUUAGCAUAAAAAAAUUAUCGAAAUGAAAACUACAACUUUUAAUUCAAAUUCAAAAUAUCUCAACCGCAAAGCCUCUGCAUCUACCGGCGACUUUGCUGUCUUCCAUGUUGUAGCAAACCCUCUGGCUCACCAAGAGGUUUUGACUUUUCUGGUUCUUCGAUCCUCAGCAGUCACUGUCAGCAUGGAUUCCUCUGCUUUAUAAGCAAAGCAAACGAUCCAUUGCCUUUAUCCUUUGUUCUCUUUCUAAAGUAGACUCUCUAGAACGUAUCAGUCUACCUCUUUAGUCUGCACCAACUCCUGCUUCCUCUUUAAAUCAUAGUGAUUUUUGUAUGUUAAUGGUUCUUUACACAAACUCAUUCUAUUUAAGGAAAAUUUGAAAAAAUACACUUAGAUAAGAUUAUAUUUUGAAAACUACACCAUCCUUUUAUUUUUUUGAAAACUGCAUUUAUUCAUAAGUGAAAUUACUAAAUUGUCCAAAUUUAAUUUUUUAUAUUAUCCAUAUCUAAUUUAAUAUUUUAUUUUAAAACAGAAAAUACAUGUUUAGAAAGAAAUUUUUUUUUUACUAACACUCAUACUUAUUUUUAAUACAUAAUAUAAAAUUGAAAAUUAGCUCCACUAAUUAGUAACUACUUCUUGAUCAACCACAUUUUUGUUCAUAGACUAGAACCUUUCAAAAAUAAAAUCUUGAUCAACCACAUUUUUGUUCAUAGAAUUGAAUCUUUCAAAAAAAUAAAAACUGUCUAUCACUUUACCAAAUAAAUGAUCUCCUAUUCUAAGGAUUUUUGCUUCUUUUAAUAUACCGACAUACACACAUUAAAAAAUCCAAGCAAAUUGCUAAUCUUUUAUCUAACCGAAAAACAACAAGAAUCCAGACCAUUAUUUUAAAAGGUCAAAGAGUGUAUCAUCUAGAAAAGAAAUGAUAUUCUGAGAACUUUGUUCACAAUGAGUACAGAGGAACUUAUACAUAUAAUUGACAUAUUUUUAUCAUUUUGGAAAUGUUUAAAUUGUCUGUUUUUUCUGAUGUGAAAAAGGAUGAAUUGCUAAAAUAAAGAGAUUCAAUCAAAUUUUUUUCUGCUGCAAAAACAGGAAAUAUAGUAUCAACUUCAAAAUAACAACAAAGAUCACAAAAAAUCCUUACAAAAAUAUUCAUAGAGAAUAAUCAAGUAUUAUAAACUUACUUUGAUUUUAAAUUAAUUACUAGAAUUUUUAAUUUCUAAUCAACAUUAGGAAAAAAAUGUCUUAUUAUGUACAAGAAAGUGUAGUUUUCAAAAA
Brassica rapa (field mustard) is the source of this 8731-nucleotide messenger RNA. Its product is annotated as UDP-D-xylose:L-fucose alpha-1,3-D-xylosyltransferase MGP4. Gene Ontology annotation, biological process: rhamnogalacturonan II biosynthetic process. Gene Ontology annotation, cellular component: Golgi apparatus. Gene Ontology annotation, molecular function: UDP-xylosyltransferase activity. Lineage: Eukaryota; Viridiplantae; Streptophyta; Magnoliopsida; Brassicales; Brassicaceae. The record is from RefSeq and is a predicted model, not a curated record.